UUGUGGUAAGACUCCAUGGAGUUUGUGACAGCGCUGGUACAGCUCCAGGAGGAGUCUAGCUGCCCCAUCUGCCUGGACUACUUGAAAGACCCGGUAACGAUCAACUGUGGGCACAACUUCUGUCGCUCAUGCAUCAGCAGGACUUGGAAGGGCCUGGGUGCUCCCGCCCACUGUCCUGUCUGCCGUGUUUGCUUUCAAGACAGGAAUAUCAGGAGCAACUCCCAGCUCAGCCAUUUGACUGAAAUUGCUAAGCUGCUGCAGAUCAGAAGGAGCAAGAGGAAGAGGCAGGAAGAGAGUUCCAUGUGUGAGACGCACAACCAGCUUCUGACCCUUUUUUGUGGGAAGGACCUAGAGGUUUUAUGUACACAGUGCAGUUUCUCCAUUCAGCACCAGAAACACUGCAUUUGCCCCAUUAAGAAAGCUGCCUCUCAUCACAGGAAAAUCCUGGAAUGUACCAUUAAGCCCUUGAAGGAUAAUAUGGAACAAGUUGAAAAAGUGCUAACUCUGCAAGCCAGCAAAUCAGUUGAACUGAGAAAGCAGGUGAAAUAUAGGAGAGAAGAAAUACAUUCUGAAUUUGAGCAACUUAGACUGUUUCUACAAAAUCAGCAAGAGGAUAUUCUUCGGCAGAUGGAAGAUGAAGAGAUGGAGAUUUUAGCAAAACUAAAUGAAAACUUUGUAACAUUUACAGAUCAUGUUUCCUCAUUGAAACAUCUGCUGAGGGAGGUAGAGGGUAAGUGUGUGCAGUCAGACCUGGAAGUACUGAGGCAGGUUAAGAGUAUCCACCACAGGUAUCAAAACCUAACCCCUCCUGAACGCUUUUCAUUCCAACUAAAGAAAUAUGGGUUUAACCUUCCUCCACAGUAUUCUGGCUUUGACAGAAUUAUCAAGCCAUUUCAAGUAGAUGUGAUUCUAGACCUUGAAACAGCACAUCCGCAGCUUAUUGUCUCUGAGGAUAGAAAAAUUGUGCGAUAUGAGAAGAGAAAACAAAGCCUUUGUUAUAACCCAAGGAGAUUUUAUCUCUGCCCUGCUGUCCUGGGUUGUAACAGAUUCCAUUCUGGUAGGCAUUACUGGGAGGUAGAAGUGGGAAACAAGCCUAAAUGGACAUUGGGGGUGUGUCAAGACUGGUUUCCUAGGAACUGGCGGAGUCAGCCAGUGGUUGAGGGUGGAUUCUGGGCAGUUGGGCGGUAUGCUGAGAGUAUUUAUGUUGUGUCGGGUCCUAAGAGAAACCGUCUCCUGCCCAUGGUAGGACCCAGUAAGAUUGGCAUUUUUCUGGACUAUGACUUGGGUGAGGUUUCCUUUUACAAUCUGAGUGACAGAUCUCUUCUCUAUAGUUUUAGUGAUUCAUUUACAGAAGCCAUUUGCCCCUACUUCUAUACUGGGAUCGAUUCGGAACCUCUUAAAAUAUCUUCAGUAACAGCUGAUGAAAGUUGAAGUACCUGGGAAACAGUACAGCAUCAGUG
Camelus dromedarius (Arabian camel) is the source of this 1460-nucleotide messenger RNA. Its product is annotated as tripartite motif-containing protein 60. The record is from RefSeq and is a predicted model, not a curated record. NCBI's taxonomy places the organism in Eukaryota, Metazoa, Chordata, Mammalia, Artiodactyla, Camelidae. Gene Ontology annotation, molecular function: zinc ion binding; protein binding; ubiquitin protein ligase activity. The transcript has a single exon. The coding region runs from base 16 to 1431 and encodes 471 amino acids. Gene Ontology annotation, cellular component: cytoplasm. Gene Ontology annotation, biological process: protein ubiquitination.